Molecule: messenger RNA, 1702 nt
Organism: Ciona intestinalis (vase tunicate)
Lineage: Eukaryota; Metazoa; Chordata; Ascidiacea; Phlebobranchia; Cionidae
Source: RefSeq, a predicted model, not a curated record
UGUGUCCUGUCUUACCCCACAGGAUUAUAUAAUUAACAGUUGCUACUAAACGGUUAAUUGUGUUUAAAAAUCCUGAAAUGGUUUCAAAAAGCGAAUAUGGUUUUGUAUUGAAGAAAGAAGUGGGGUUACUGCGUGGGGUGUCGCUUAUAAUAGGAAUCUGUGUAGGGUUUGGAAUUUACUUUUCUCCAAGCAAGACACUUGUAGCAACUAACGGUAGCAUUGGCCUCGCGUUGCUGGUUUGGUUUACCACCGGUAUCAUGUGCACGAUGUCUGCUUUGUGUUAUUGCGAACUAGGUGGUCUUAUAAAGGAGAGUGGGCUCGACUUCGCUUAUUUCAAUGCGGCUUACGGGCCAACUGUGGCAUUUGGUUAUCAAUGGGUCGCCGCUACUGCCGCUAGGUGCGCUAGCAACGCUGCUAAGAUUCUCGUGUUUGGGGAAUAUUUUGCUUCACUUCUGCGGAGUUUUGGUAUCUGUUUGGAGAACCAUAGCCCUGCCGUUAAAAUUAUACCAGUUCUCGUGUUUCUGUUGCUUGUAGCAAUACAAAUGCGUAGCGUGUGACAAUCCCUGAUUCUGGAAGUUGCAAUGAGCGCUAUGAAGUUUUCAAUUCUUGCUAUCUUAGCUAUAUUUGGCCUGAAACAUCUCGCCCAAGGGGACUCCCCUUCAAUGGAAAACUUCUCCAACGCGUUCAACACGGAGCAGAUGCAAAACGUCAGUUUUCUUGGCAUUUUUUCGGCAGUGUACUAUUGUACAUACGCAUACACUGGAUGGCAGUCACUAAAUGCUGUAGUAGAAGAGAUAAAAGAUCCGAUAAAGACUUUAACUCGUUCCAUAUACAUUGCAAUGCCGCUUAUAACAUGUGGAUAUUGUUUUGUAAAUGUUGCUUACUUUUCAGUACUCACGGUGGAAGAAAUAACUUCUUCUCUUGCCGUCGCCGCAACUUUUGGCGAGAAAGUUUUCGGGUCGUGUGAAUGGUUCAUACCUUCUGUUGUGUGUAUCUCUAUAUUGGGCUCGUUGAAUGGAUCUUACUUUGCAAACGCUAGAGUUUUGUUUGCAGCUGCAAGAAUGGGGCAUUUACCGAAGUUGUUCUCCAUGAUUCACAUGAAGUACCGAACUCUGACCCCAGCAAUCUUAUACCAAGCAACUGUUACACUCAUAUUGGUAGCAGUAGGAAACCUUGAAGGCAUAAUGAUGGCUUAUGUAUCAUGGGGUUGGAUGACUUAUGGAUUAUCUGCUUGCUCGGUGUUGGUUCUUAGAUGGAAACACUCGGAAGCUGAUAGACCGUAUAAGGUUCCAAUCUUGGUCCCAUGUGUGGUGUGUAUCUUCUCAACUGCAUGUGUUAUUCUGCCCAUCGUUCUUAAUCCGAAUAUUUAUUUAUUAUUUGGCCUUUUAUACCUAAUUCUUGGAUUGGGGUUAUAUUUCAUUUUUGUGGUCAAGAAACGAAGACUACCUGGUUUUCAUAGAUUGAACAAAUACUUUCAGCGGAUUCUUCAAGUUUGCCCACCCUGUUUUGAAGCUGAAAAAAUGACUAAAAAUUCCAGGAAUUAAUAUUAAUAUUAGCCACGUGUGUAUUUGCAUGAACAUUAUGCACUUGUGUGUGUUUAUGUAUAAUGUUUAUGGAAGCGACGAUGGCAACAGGCCUAUAAGACACCGUCGGCUAGCGUCUCGAAACUGGAGGUGGAUGGUUUUGUACGAAUUGUAGACAG